Molecule: messenger RNA, 1513 nt
Organism: Nematocida parisii ERTm1
Lineage: Eukaryota; Fungi; Microsporidia
Exons: 1
Coding region: 1-1392 (463 amino acids)
Biological process (GO): cell division
Molecular function (GO): protein binding
Source: RefSeq, a predicted model, not a curated record
AUGGAAAGAGAACUCUUCUAUGCCUGUCUUGCGUCUAACUUAGAAGAAAGUUCAAUUGUUUUGGGGGAAUAUAUAUUCAAAAAAUAUGACUCGCCCGAGGCCUUUCUUCUUCUUCUUACUGCUCUCAUGGCUUUCUCAAAAUAUGAGGCAGCCAAAUGGCUUAUAACCAGGCGAAGAGAGUAUUUUGACUAUACAGAAGUGCAGAUAAUAUACAUAGAAGUAAUGAAAAGAUUGGGAGAACUCUCAGAAAUUGAGCAAUUUACUAUUUCAGAAACAAAAAUAGGUUUGGUGCCUCCUGUAGAUAUCACGCCGAUUUCUAUACAUUCGCUAUCACAUUACUACCAGGGGCUUAUCCAUAGAAAUCCAGAAAAAGCAAGAGAGUGCUUUAUCUCUGCCUUGAAAAUAGAUGAAAGAAAUUUUGAAGUACUUCUGUACUGCGUAAUUAACUCAAAGGAGAUAGUUUAUGCGCAUACCCCUGAGCUGAAAGAGUUGUUUAAAAAUAUCACAGAGACCACCUCUACUUUCUCGCUGUUUUCUAGAACAUUCCACAGCCCAUUUACCUGUGCUGUAUUGGCCAGAAGGCUGUUUAAUCAAAGGCAGGUGAGUGAACUAUUCCAGAUAUCUCAGUACAUGUCUGCUUUGUAUAAGUCCAACUAUCUUACAUAUAUCACCAUAGGCAUGUAUUACAUUCUAGUGGGCAAAUAUAGCGAUAGUAAAAGGGCGUUAUUCAAAGCUCUGCAGCUGAACAAUUCAUAUGGGAUUGGGUGGAUACUUUUAGGAUACACACAGGGAUUCUUGUGUGAGGGGAAUAAUGCGAUAACAUGCUAUGAAAAAGCUGAAAUUCUUUUGGAAAAUAGCUUUAUGGCAUCGCUGGGAAUUGCUCUGGAAUACCAUCGGAUGAAAAGCUAUAAAAAAGCAGAGAAAAAGUAUCUUGAAGUGAAUAAGGGGUUUGGUAUUGAAGUGUGUUUGAACCCAUAUUUGUCUUUGCUUAUUAUGGAGAAAAGGUAUGCAGAGGUAUUAGAGCUAAUUAAAGAAAGAGAGUGUGCUGGUGAGAGAGCAUUAAUUAAGUCUAUGUGCUAUAUAUUCUUAAAUGACCUGGAUAUGGCAGAGUCCGCAUUGCUUGGUGUAAAUAUUUCGUAUGAUAACAAGGUGCAGAGCAAGUACUACCUGCUGCAGGGAUACAUAUACCACACAAAAAAGAAGUACUGCGAUGCAAUAGAAAUGUACCAAAAGGCAAUACUUAAAAGUACUGGUGGAACCUUAGUGAAUGACCUGUUAGAGCUAGCAAUAAAGAACUCUUUAGAAGAGAGCGAUAAAAGACUAGUGGUCCAGUAUAAAGAAGACCUAUUUGACUUCCUAGACUUAAAAUCAGACCUUCCACUAACUCUAUAAUGGGUGAUUUUUUCGGAUUAUAUUGAGGAACCCGUUAGUUAAUCCUGCAGUAUUGAACAAUAAUAUACUGGUAUUGCUCUCUAUUUCUACUUUAUGUAUAGUUAAUAACAUUCAUUUACUU